CGUUUGGAUCCAGCCCCACGCCCUGACUUACCCCACCCCCAACCCCACCCUGGCCGACUGGAGGACUGGAGCCCAAGGCCGCCCGCGGAGCAGUUGCCGUCCUGAGCCUUCUCCUGUCAACCCCGGGCUGCCGCCUUCUCCGCAACCAGUGUGCGGCAGUGCCCUCUGGAACUCGCCGUAGAAAUGAAUCCAGUUGUUUCGCAGCCGGGAUACGGCGCGGGAUACGGCGCGGGGGGGGUGAUGAACAGUGACUGGCAGACCGGCGUAUUUGACUGCUGCGACGACCUGGGGAUUUGCCUCUGCGGCACUUUCUGCCCCCUGUGCCUCUCGUGUCAGAUCGCCUCCGACAUGGACGAGUGCUGCCUGUGCGGGGCCAGCGUGGCUAUGAGGACCUUGUACAGGACGCGCUACGGCAUCCCGACCUCUAUUUUAACAUAGUUUCAAACUUGAAGAGAAGCCGCAGAAAUCAUAAAUGGGAAAAAAAGGAGAAACGAUACUAGGGCUUCCUGAGUACCCCCACCCCCACGCCCCGAAUCCUGAAACCCUGCCUCUCCUUUCAUUUCCUCGCCUCCACCUGUUUGUCUAGUCUCUGUUCGGGAACAUCGAGAGGAAACGACAGACUUGACGUCCGAUAGCAUCUCUAUGGCACUACGCAUUUCUUAGUGACAAGGGUCUUCAUUUCUGUAACCAUAAUGCAAUGAUCGAAAUCAGGAAUUUAACACGGAUAUGGUACUAUUCGCUAAUUUGUGGGUCUUAUUUAAACUUUACCAAUUAACCCAACAACAUUCUGUGGAUGAAAAGAAAACCAAUCCGAAACCACAAGUUCUGUUCGAUUGUCAUUCCUCUUUAGUCUACUACAAUAGGGAAUAGUUUCUCAGUCUUUCCUUGCCUUUUUCCCCCCCAAGUGUAGACCAUUUAUUUUGUAGACUGUCCCUCAAUUUGGUGUGUCAAAUAUGUCCUCGUGGAUAUAUUUAGGGUUUACGCUUUGACAGAACCUCCACAGAACUGAUGUAAUAGUCACUGUGCUUCCUAUCAAGAUGCACACGCCAUCACUGUAUCCCAUUAUGGUUGUUUCCUUUGAUUACUUAGUUAAGGGAGUGUCGCCGUAAGGUUCUCCACCUUCUGGUGAAGUUCUCCACCGAAGGUUGCCAUUUUCCCCUUCGUAACGAGUAAGGACCUGGUAGAGAGACGUGAACACCCUGUUCCUCAUAGUCCUUCAGUCACUGGGACUAAUGUCCACUGAAGCUUCUCGCCUGAAUCAAUGAUUACUAUGAUGGCUGUCCACGGCAGAGCUCGUGCUCUACUGGGAGAAGAUUGCUACACUGUGACUCAUUAAAAACCUUAUAGGAUGCUAAUAAGUGGCACAGAAAAAAAUAAAACAAAGAAGAGGAAUAAAGAAUGUUGAAGCAUUCUAA
Molecule: messenger RNA, 1415 nt
Organism: Mustela lutreola (European mink)
Lineage: Eukaryota; Metazoa; Chordata; Mammalia; Carnivora; Mustelidae
Product: placenta-specific gene 8 protein-like
Exons: 4
Coding region: 184-438 (84 amino acids)
Biological process (GO): positive regulation of transcription by RNA polymerase II
Source: RefSeq, a predicted model, not a curated record